GCGCUGUGAUUGGCGGAGAGCAUCAGUGUUACCAGAGGCAGCUGUCUGCCAGAUCAGCUGAUGCCAGUAAACAUGUCACAUCUUCAGUACCUGGACGAGCUGGUCAAAGAAUAUUUGUUGUUUCGAGGCUUCAGCCACACAGUGAGGUCACUUGACAAUGAACUGAAGAUUGAUAAAGACAAGGGCUUUCGGGUAGAUCGUUUGGUUGACCAGGUGCUGAGUAGCAUUCAAACGUAUGAUUUAAUAGGACUUCGGGAAUUAUGGGCACACCUAGACAGAAGAUUUUUCGCUCGUCUUCCUCAUACACUGCUGCCAUGUGUGCGAAAAUUAGAAACAAGUAUCCUACGGCUCUAUGUCAUCAAUACUAUCCAGACCACUAAACCGGACAAAUUAAUAGAGUUUUUUGAAAAGAUGGCAGCAGACUUACAGAGCCAAUCUGAAUGGAGGGAAUGGUUCAUUCUGCCAUAUUUGAAAGGAGUGGAAGAAAACCCCGCAUUUGCUAUGUACUUCACAAGACAGUGGCAGGACACACUCCUGGUAUCUCUACACAAUUUCCUUGCUGUUGUCUUCCAGAGUAUUGAAUUACCAACGUUAGCCAGCUACCGUGAAGAAGCAUCCAAGAUUGCAAAACUUCAGGAAGAGAAUGAGCUUUUGCGAGCACGUCUAGCAGCUCUCACUACUUGUGACCAGCCAACCUUGGAGCACCUGAGUGUACCAGACCCACCACCUCCUCCACAUCUUAUGGAUGACUUUUAUAAUAUUGCCCAGGAAGCUCCAUCAUCUGAUAGCCAGCUGAAAUCUUUAAAAACAAUCCUCUUUGGACUUGGAGGUGGCCUUCCAACAUCACCAAUCCUUGGUCGAAAAGGAGUAGGUGGUGGUGGUGUCUCAAUGAUCCCUCAGCCCAGCCCUUCCACGAGUCAGGCACCAUCAACUAGUAAUCAAGGUCCUUCAUCUGCAUCAGGUCAUCCAGUUGUGAGAAGAACAAUUUCACAAGCACCAGCAGAGGAGAAGAAGAGGAUGCGAUCCUCAAGUGUUGCUAGCAUGUCUUCCAGUCGUAAUAGUGGUGAACACAUCGCUGUAAAGAGACUGGUUCAAACAACGGCUUCAUCCACUCGACCUUCACGUUCACCAACAAAGAUCAGACCUCAGGAAGACUCUGCCUCAUCCACAAAGACUGAGCUAACAAGUGACAAAGCUUCAUUCUUAUUGCUUGGACAGGAGGAAUAUUGUGAGCACCGAGCUGUAGUGACACAUGCGGUAUUUAAUCAGUCAGGGACCUUGGUGGCUUCAGCAGACACUGAUGGUGUGGUAAAACUCUGGUCACCUUCACCAUCUCCCAAAACUCAUUGUGGAGUGGUGGUAAAAAGUGCUGUCACAGCUGUGGAGUGGUUGCCACGGGGUGAACGAUUCCUGCUCAUUGCCACCAAGGCUGCUACCCUACGUCUUUUUGACACCCGAGACAAGAAGACAGUGUGGGAAAUUGGACCCGACACAUGUCCAGUUUUUAAGGAUCAAAGAAUAAUGGGUGUGCGCAUGAGUCCAGGUGAGGGUAGUGCAGUGGUGAGCGUCGCCCCGCGAGUGCGUCCUCAGGGAACCUCAACACCUCCCGCACCUCCAGCACUACACACACUAGACAUGAAGAGUCUCAGAGUGGAGAGUUCUUACAGGAUAGAAGGCGGUGUAGUUAAUGGGUGUAUAAUGAACCACAAUGGUGGCUUGCUUGUAUGUGGUUGCAAUGAUGGUUCAGUGAGAAUUAUUGACUUACGAUGCCCUGACGUCAUAGCUUCUUGGCCAGCACAUCAAGGAGAAGUAUUCACAGUUCGGCUCUCACCUCAAGAGAAUAAUAUCUACACCAUUGGCAGUGACAAUAGAUUUGCGUGUUGGAGCAUGGCCCAGACGGGUGCACGUGUAAUGGACCACGUCCUCCACGAACGUGCUGCUGGACCCUUCCUGGUUGGUGUUGGAGGAGGGGCAGGUUCAGGGCGCAGUGUUCUCCUACGUCCUUAUGGUCCAUUGUUUGCCCUACAUCAGGAUGGAGACCAUGUGCUAACAUGCUCACCAUCUGGACCUAUUGUAUACAAGGUUGGUGACAACAACCUGGAGCAGGCACUGGUGGUGGGUGGGCACAGAUCACCUGUAGUGACUGUGGACUGGUGUAACGCCCUUCAGUGUGGCACCUCGGUAGCUGCAGCACUCGACGGCUCUGUUACAGUUGCCACAUUAAUGCAUCAGUGAAGGACAAAUUGUGCCCACUCCACCCUCUCAACCUCUUCACGACAUACACAAUCGUUUCUAAAUUCUUUAAUGUACGGUAAGCUAAAUUCAAUAGAAGAUACAUAAUUAUUUUUCAUAAUACUAUAC
Cherax quadricarinatus is the source of this 2361-nucleotide messenger RNA. Its product is annotated as WD repeat-containing protein 91. Gene Ontology annotation, molecular function: protein binding; phosphatidylinositol 3-kinase inhibitor activity. The record is from RefSeq and is a predicted model, not a curated record. Lineage: Eukaryota; Metazoa; Arthropoda; Malacostraca; Decapoda; Parastacidae. Gene Ontology annotation, biological process: early endosome to late endosome transport; negative regulation of phosphatidylinositol 3-kinase/protein kinase B signal transduction. Gene Ontology annotation, cellular component: early endosome membrane; late endosome membrane; extrinsic component of endosome membrane.